Molecule: messenger RNA, 4835 nt
Organism: Cinclus cinclus
Lineage: Eukaryota; Metazoa; Chordata; Aves; Passeriformes; Cinclidae
Gene: ADGRL2
Product: adhesion G protein-coupled receptor L2
Exons: 24
Coding region: 369-4835 (1488 amino acids)
Biological process (GO): cell surface receptor signaling pathway; adenylate cyclase-activating G protein-coupled receptor signaling pathway; brain development
Cellular component (GO): neuron projection; membrane
Molecular function (GO): G protein-coupled receptor activity; carbohydrate binding
Source: RefSeq, a predicted model, not a curated record
UGUGUCUUAGUGCAAGCACAUCAAUAACACUCCUGCUUUUAACUUUACCAUGUAUCAUUAUUUGGCAUUGUGCUUAGCGCUGGUUGACCUUGAGAGAUGACAUCCCAUAAUCCUGCCAAAUUCACAGCUAAAGUGCAGGUGUACUCUUCAUUUUUACUAAAAAUUUCCGUCUUCGAAUGUAGCAAAAUUUAGUAUUCCAAAUUACUGGUGUUCAGGUACUGAUAGAUUUUUUUUUUCUCCUUUUUUUCCAAAUCCUCUGCUACUCCAGGUAUGAAGAUGAAUAAUGCAGACCACUGGUUUCGAUGAUGCUGGGCUUUUAUAACUGGAUUCAUUAAGGAAUACAAAGAAAAUUCUUACAGGGAUCAAUAAUGGUGUCUUCUGGCUGCAGAAUGCAAAGUUUUUGGUUUCUGCUCAUUAUCAGCUUCCUGCAGUGUACUGAAGGUUUCAGCCGAGCAGCACUACCAUUUGGUUUGGUGAGGAGGGAGCUCUCCUGCGAAGGCUACUCCAUCGACCUGCGGUGUCCAGGCAGCGAUGUUAUCAUGAUAGAGAGUGCGAACUAUGGACGGACAGAUGACAAGAUCUGUGAUGCUGACCCUUUCCAGAUGGAGAACACUGAAUGCUUCCUUCCAGAUGCCUACAAAAUUAUGACACAAAGGUGCAACAACCGAACACAGUGUAUAGUAGUUACUGGGUCAGAUGUGUUUCCUGAUCCUUGUCCUGGAACAUACAAAUAUCUAGAAGUUCAGUAUGAAUGUGUUCCUUACAAAGUGGAGCAAAAAGUUUUUGUUUGCCCGGGGACGUUGAAAGCAAUUGUGGACUCACCGUAUUUAUAUGAAGCUGAACAAAAAGCAGGUGCUUGGUGCAAAGAUCCUCUCCAGGCUGCAGAUAAAAUAUACUUCAUGCCAUGGACUCCGUAUCGCACGGAUACUUUGAUAGAAUAUGCUUCUCUAGAGGACUUCCAGAACGGACGCCAGCAGACAACAUACAAACUCCCAAACCGAGUGGAUGGUACUGGAUUUGUAGUGUAUGACGGCGCUGUCUUUUUUAACAAGGAAAGAACUCGGAACAUAGUAAAAUUUGACUUGAGGACUAGAAUUAAGAGUGGAGAGGCCAUAAUCAAUUAUGCUAAUUACCAUGACACCUCUCCAUAUCGAUGGGGAGGAAAGACUGAUAUUGACUUGGCAGUUGAUGAAAAUGGCUUGUGGGUAAUUUAUGCUACGGAACAAAACAAUGGGAUGAUAGUAAUUAGCCAGCUGAACCCCUACACUCUGCGCUUUGAAGCCACCUGGGAAACAACCUACGACAAGCGGGCAGCAUCCAAUGCUUUCAUGAUAUGUGGUGUCCUGUACGUGGUGCGGUCGGUGUAUCAGGACAACGAGAGCGAGACCGGCAGGAACGCCAUCGAUUACAUCUACAACACCAGGUUAAGCAGAGGCGAGCACGUGGACAUUCCUUUUCCCAACCAGUACCAGUACAUCGCCGCAGUGGAUUACAACCCCAGAGACAACCAGCUGUAUGUGUGGAAUAACAACUUCAUUCUGCGAUACUCCUUGGAGUUUGGCCCACCCGAUCCUGCCCAAGUGCCUACCACAGCAGUGACAAUAACUUCUUCAGCAGAGCUUUACAAAACCACAGUGUCAACCACUAGCACUACGUCACAGAGAGGUCCCAUAAGCACAACGUCAGCUGGAGGGACAAAGGAAGGAAGCAGAGGACCCAAACCACCACCACCCAUUUCCACAACCAAAAUUCCUCCUGUGACAAGUUUCUUCCCUUUGCCGGAGAGAUUCUGUGAACCAAUUGAGGCCAGGGGGAUUAGCUGGCCUCAAACACAAAGAGGAAUGAUGGUUGAGCGCCCUUGCCCCAAAGGAACACGAGGAACUGCCUCGUAUCUCUGCGUGGUCUUAACAGGAAUGUGGAACCCCAAAGGUCCUGAUCUUAGCAACUGUACCUCACACUGGGUAAAUCAGCUGGCUCAGAAGAUCAGAAGUGGAGAAAAUGCUGCUAGUCUGGCCAAUGAACUGGCUAAACACACCAAAGGACCAGUCUUUGCUGGCGAUGUUAGUUCAUCAGUGAGGCUGAUGGAACAGCUUGUGGACAUUUUGGAUGCUCAGCUUCAGGAGCUACGGCCCAGUGAAAAAGACUCUGCUGGAAGGAGUUAUAACAAGCUCCAAAAACGAGAGAAGACGUGCAGGGCUUACCUUAAGGCAGUUGUGGAUACUGUGGACAACUUGCUCAGGCCUGAAGCGCUGGAGUCCUGGAAGGACAUGAAUUCUUCAGAACAAGCCCACGCAGCCACAAUGUUACUUGAUACAUUAGAAGAAGGAGCUUUUGUCUUGGCUGAUAAUCUUGUAGAACCAAGUAGAGUCUCAAUGCCCACAGAAAAUAUUGUUUUGGAUGUUGCAGUGCUUUCUACUGAGGGCCAGGUGCAGGACUUGAGAUUUCCUCAGGCUGGUAAAGGAGGCAACUGGAUUCAGCUCUCAGCAAGAACCAUGAAACAGAACAGCAGGAACGGAUUAGCCAAACUGGUUUUCAUUAUUUACAAAAGUUUGGGUCGUUUCCUCAGUACUGAAAAUGCAACCAUAAAGUUAGGCAGUGACUUGGCGGGGCAGAACAGCACAAUCGCCGUCAACUCCCACGUCAUCGCAGCCUCCAUCAACAAGGAGUCGAGCCGGGUGUACCUGACUGAUCCUGUGCAUUUCACCCUGGAACACAUCGAUCCUGACAAUUAUUUCAAUGCAAAUUGUUCCUUCUGGAACUACUCAGAGAGGACCAUGAUGGGGUACUGGUCAACUCAAGGCUGCAAACUAGUUGACACAAAUAAAACUCAUACGACAUGUGCUUGCAGUCACCUCACCAACUUUGCAAUUCUUAUGGCUCGUCGGGAAAUUGUGUACAAAGAUGGAGUGCACGAAUUGCUCCUCACUGUCAUCACCUGGGUGGGAAUUGUCAUCUCUCUUGUUUGCCUGGCCAUCUGCAUCUUCACAUUCUGUUUUUUCCGUGGCCUGCAAAGUGAUCGUAACACUAUUCACAAGAACCUUUGUAUCAACCUAUUCAUUGCUGAGUUCAUUUUCCUAAUAGGCAUCGAUAAGACAGAGUACAAGAUUGCAUGUCCGGUUUUUGCAGGUCUCUUACACUUUUUCUUCCUGGCAGCCUUUGCCUGGAUGUGUCUAGAAGGAGUGCAGCUUUAUCUAAUGUUAGUAGAAGUAUUUGAAAGUGAAUAUUCUAGGAAGAAGUACUAUUAUGUUGCUGGCUACCUCUUCCCUGCUACAGUAGUUGGUGUCUCAGCAGCUAUUGACUAUAAGAGCUACGGAACAGAGAAAGCUUGCUGGCUACAUGUAGAUAACUAUUUUAUCUGGAGUUUCAUUGGACCUGUUACCUUUAUUAUUCUGCUGAAUCUUAUCUUCCUGGUGAUCACAUUGUGCAAAAUGGUGAAGCACUCAAACACUUUGAAACCAGACUCUAGCAGGUUGGAAAACAUUAAUAAUUACCGUGUUUGUGAUGGCUACUAUAAUACGGACUUACCUGGCUAUGAAGAUAAUAAGCCAUUUAUCAAAUCCUGGGUCCUGGGUGCAUUUGCUCUCCUGUGUCUCCUUGGCCUAACAUGGUCAUUUGGUCUGCUGUUUAUAAAUGAGGGGACCGUUGUGAUGACAUAUCUCUUCACAGUAUUUAAUGCUUUCCAAGGAAUGUUUAUUUUCAUCUUUCAUUGUGCCCUUCAAAAGAAAGUACGUAAGGAAUACGGGAAAUGCUUCCGACAUUCCUACUGCUGUGGGGGACUUCCAACUGAGAGUCCCCACAGUUCAGUGAAGGCUUCAACAACGAGAACUAGUGCUCGCUAUUCCUCUGGCACUCAGAGUCGGAUAAGGAGGAUGUGGAAUGACACUGUGAGAAAACAAUCAGAAUCGUCUUUUAUCUCAGGUGACAUCAACAGCACUUCAACACUUAAUCAAGGAAUGACUGGCAAUUACCUACUAACAAACCCUCUUCUUCGACCACACGGCACUAACAACCCCUAUAACACAUUGCUCGCAGAAACAGUUGUAUGUAAUGCCCCUUCAGCUCCUGUGUUUAACUCACCAGGACAUUCACUGAACAAUGCCAGGGAUACAAGUGCCAUGGAUACUCUACCGCUAAAUGGUAAUUUCAACAACAGCUACUCAUUGCGCAAUGGAGACUAUAACGACAGCGUGCAAGUUGUAGACUGUGGACUAAGCCUGAAUGAUACAGCUUUUGAGAAAAUGAUCAUUUCAGAGUUAGUGCACAACAACCUGCGGGGCAGCAGCAAGAACCACAACCUGGAGCGGGCGCUGCCGGCCAAGGCUGUGAUCGGCGGGAGCAGUAGCGAAGAUGACGCCAUCGUGGCGGACGCCUCCUCUUUGAUGCACAGUGACACCCCCGGGCUGGAGCUCCACCACAAAGAGCUGGAGGCCCCACUCAUCCCUCAGCGGACUCACUCCCUUCUGUACCAGCCCCAGAAGAAAGUGAAGCCCGAGGGAACUGACAGCUACGUCUCACAGCUGACAGCCGAGGCUGACGACCACCUCCAGUCCCCCAACAGAGACUCUCUUUACACGAGCAUGCCCAACCUCAGAGACUCUCCCUACCCAGAGAGCAGCCCCGACGUUGAAGAAGACCUCUCUCCUUCCAGGAGGAGUGAAAAUGAGGACAUUUACUACAAGAGCAUGCCAAACCUAGGAGCUGGCCAUCAGCUUCAGAUGUACUAUCAAAUCAGCAGGGGUAAUAGUGACGGCUAUAUCAUUCCCAUUAACAAGGAAGGAUGUAUUCCGGAAGGAGAUGUUAGAGAAGGACAAAUGCAACUAGUGACAAGCCUUUAA